AUGUCACACCAGACGGGCAUUCGUUGCAACGAAGAGUUGUUGUCAUUCAUAUCGAAAUGCAAGACCGAAAGCACGGAUCAGAUCCGACUGAUAAAGGUGUCCAUUCAUAACGAAGAGCUGAUCCUCGAUGAGUACAAAGAGCCGUCGGAGGACUGGGAGGAGGACUACAAACGAGCCCGCGUACAUACUAUAAAGGUGUCCAUUCAUAACGAAGAGCUGAUCCUCGAUGAGUACAAAGAGCCGUCGGAGGACUGGGAGGAGGACUACAAACGGUAUGUGAAGCGCAUGGUUCUCGUGGCAGAGCCCGCGUACAUACUGUUCCGCCUGGACUCCAGAGACAGCUCCGGGACCUAUGAGUGGCUAUUCAUACUGUGGACCCCCGAGGAGAGCAGUAUCCGCAAGAAGAUGGUCUACGCGUCCACUAAAGCCACUCUUAAGCAGCAGUUUGGCGGCGGAAACAUCGCUCACGACUACUUCGCCACCACUUUCGACGAGAUCUCGUUCACUGGUCUCCAGAAUUGGCUCCAAAGCUGUGCGGAAGGGCUGCCGUUGACUCGCGAGGAGCAGGAGCUGAAGACUGUGCGCCGAGACGAGGCCCUGUCCUCGUGUAUCACCAAAACUAAUAAAACACUUCCCGGUCUCGCGUUUCCAAUCGACUCGGAGGCCAUAAACGCCUUGUUUGACCUGAAAGACGAUAACCUGAGUUACGUUCAGUUGAAUAUCGACGCGAAGAACGAGGAGAUAAAACUGUGCGACAAGAGGACCGCCAACGAGCUGGACGUGCAUAACAUCGAGACACUGAUCCCGCAGGACAGCGCCCGGUAUCACCUGAUUGUGUUCCGGCAUACCUUCGACGGCGAGUUCCACAAGAGUAUUGUAUUCGUGUAUUCCAUACCCAAUAGCUUCAUAUCAGUGAAGGAGCGGAUGCUGUACUCGUCCUGCAAAAGCGCUUUACUCAACGCCAUCACCGACCGCAUCGGCGUCCAGAUCGACAAACGUCUCGAGAUCGACAAUCCCCGGGAAGUCACCCACAGUUACCUCGUCGACGAACUCCACCCGCGACAGGACAUCAUACGCAAGGCCUUCGAUAAGCCCAAGGGACCGGUAGGCAAACGCGGCGGCAAACGGCUCAUCAAGACUAACGGCGGCGACGACUAA
This is a messenger RNA of Oppiella nova, 1158 nucleotides long. The record is from the annotation of a GenBank genome assembly. NCBI's taxonomy places the organism in Eukaryota, Metazoa, Arthropoda, Arachnida, Sarcoptiformes, Oppiidae.